Molecule: messenger RNA, 741 nt
Organism: Trichoderma aggressivum f. europaeum
Lineage: Eukaryota; Fungi; Ascomycota; Sordariomycetes; Hypocreales; Hypocreaceae
Exons: 1
Coding region: 1-741 (246 amino acids)
Molecular function (GO): oxidoreductase activity
Source: RefSeq, a predicted model, not a curated record
AUGUCUCUUCAAGACAAAGUCGUCCUCAUCACCGGCGCCUCCAACGGCAUUGGCAAGGCCACUGCCGAACGCCUCUACAAAGAAGGCGCCCGGAUUGUCAUCAACUACCUCAGCGACACCGCCUCAGCAAACGCCAUGGUCGAGUCCUUCGGCCCAGACCGCGCCAUUGCCGUCCAGGCCGACGCGGGCAACAUCGACGACCUGAGCCGCCUGGUUGACGCUGCUGUGACCAAAUUCGGCCGCAUCGACACCAUCGUGGCCAGCGCCGGCAUCAUGCCGAUGCGCGACGUCGAAAAUACCACCGAGGACGACUUCGCAAAGUGCUUCGACCUCAACGUCAAGGGCCCUUACUUCUUGGUCCAGAAGGCGCUCCCCCACAUGCCUCCCGGAUCUCGCAUCAUCUUCAUCUCUACGGGCAUCUGCCACUUUUCAAUGGCGCCGGCCGGGUAUCUCCUCUACGCUGCCACAAAGGGCGCCAUAGAGCAGAUGACUCGUGUCAUGGCCAAGGGAUUGGCUUCCAAGGGCAUCGUUGUCAACGCCGUGGCUCCUGGCCCCACGGGCACUGAUCUCUUCUACAAGGGCAAGCCGGAGAGCUUGGUGUCUGCCAUCAAGAGCUGGAGUCCCUUUAACCGACUGGGCGAGGCUGAGGAAAUCGCCAACACGAUCAAGUUCCUGGCCAGCGGCGAGAGCUCAUGGGUCGUGGGCCAGACGGUGCUGGUGAAUGGCGGUGCGAUGCUGUAA